Messenger RNA from Panicum virgatum (switchgrass), 840 nucleotides. Its product is annotated as small nuclear ribonucleoprotein SmD3b-like. Gene Ontology annotation, cellular component: commitment complex; U12-type spliceosomal complex; U4 snRNP. Gene Ontology annotation, biological process: RNA processing; spliceosomal snRNP assembly. NCBI's taxonomy places the organism in Eukaryota, Viridiplantae, Streptophyta, Magnoliopsida, Poales, Poaceae. Bases 113 to 511 code for a protein of 132 amino acids. Gene Ontology annotation, molecular function: RNA binding. The record is from RefSeq and is a predicted model, not a curated record. The transcript is spliced from 5 exons.
CCCUUCCUUCGCCGCCUCGGCUUCGUCUCGGCCGCCUGCUUUUUCCGCGAGCUGGGGUUUCAGCGGCGCGAAGGGGGAAGAGGGGGAGAGAGACGAGGACGGGAAGGGGAAGAUGAGCCGGAGCCUGGGAAUCCCCGUGAAGCUGCUCCACGAGGCGGCGGGCCACGUGGUGACGGUGGAGCUCAAGACCGGCGAGGUGUACCGGGGGUCCAUGGUCGAGUGCGAGGACAACUGGAACUGCCAACUCGAGAACAUCACCUUCACCGCCAAGGAUGGGAAGGUGUCGCAGCUGGAGCACGUCUUCAUUAGAGGAAGCAGAGUGAGAUUUAUGAUUAUACCGGAUAUGCUCAAGAACGCUCCUAUGUUCAAGCGUUUGGAAGCGAGGAUUAGGGGCAAAGGAUCAGCUGUUGGAGUUGGCCGUGGUCGUGCGGUCGCGAUGCGUGCUCGGGCUGCUGCUGGGCGUGGUGGUGGUCCCGUGGGGCGAGGUGGCGCACCUCCGGUGAGGAGGUAGAUUUCUUCAUGAGGAGGUUGCUGUCUUCAGUAUCAGAACCAACGUUGUCUCAGUAAUUAAAACUGGUGCCUCCUGUAUGAUCUAUCUGCUCAAGGGACAGAUGCGGCUUGUUGUUAGUGCCGAUGUGAUGUGUUAACGGUGGGCAGAGAUAGAAGCUUGAAUACAAUCUGUUCGUCGGUCUGUACGUUUAUAUCCCGUAAGAAAUUAGCUUUCGUUGAAGUCCGGCAGUAUUCGUGGCAGCUGUUUUGAUUUGUCAGAAUGACAUGUUUUAUCUGGGUAUUUUGUUUGAUUCAUAUUCUUCAUUGGCCCCUUGGGCAUCAUCGUUGGCA